UAAAAAGGUGUGUCCUUCCAAACUAAGAGCUCAACAUUAUCGGCAUACCUAGACUUUGUCGCUCCAUUGUUUUGCCGUACAGCCCAAUAAAACAAGCAGUGUCGCUGCUGAGGGCAGGCCUGUACAGGCUCAUGCUUCUGCGCAACAGCAGGAAGAAGGAGCUCAUACUACUCUGACCAAACAUGAGUUGUGUCAUGUUUUUUACCGGCUGAGAGCAAAUGGCAUUACUGGAUGAGGUUUAUCGGACAACACAGCAGGUAAUAUCUCUUUGAAACAUUUUGCCAUUAACAAAGCUUAAAAUAGACUUAACAGUAUCUUGUUUAUGGUGUUCCACUUCAGUUUAGCCAGUAUUGAAAUCUGUCAACAUGUUUAUGGUACACAACAGAAUGAUUUACUUUCAAUCUCUCCUGAUUAUAUUCUUUGCUUUAAACUGAGACCUUUGCCAUUAUGACUUGGUAAAACAUUUGUCUGUGUUACUUUGACCUUUUAUGACUUUUGUAUUGAAAGUUUUGAACAGAAGUGGUGUUGCCUGUCCUUGUUACCUUGACAUCGAGAGUCUGGCAACUACAGAGAAAUGGAGUGUCAGUGUGAAAAGUACAGCUUGGAAGAUGCUGCCACAGCUGGAUGGCUGAACAGCAACAGUGUCCAGAUGGGAGCUUUUACUGUGGUGGGGUAUCUUCUCUACAGGUUCUCACAGACUCUCCCAGCUCUGAUCCGAUGGCCGAUUCGUAUCUUCUGCUCUUUAACCGGUUUGUCAGCUCUUUGGAGCUGGGUAAGUCGCCUAGUGGGAACCCUUCGUGGAAUCCAGAGCCUGUUCAAAUGGCUGUCUCGAAUUUGGCGUUUUUUUGUCGGAAUCUCCUCCAGGUUUAAGUGGGUCGGUGCUGUCAUCCAAGCCUUGACAGGGUCAGAAUCAACCAGCUGCAGCAGCUCCCACAAACCAGGCCUGAGGCUGAUCCUGCUGGGACCCACCGGUGGAGGACGGACCUCUCUGUCAGAUACUUUGUUGGGCAAGUCUGGGACAACAGCACCCAUGGGUCCCCUAAUGGAGAGCACCAAGAGAAGGACAGUCAUGGAUGGUAGAGAUCUUACUGUGAUCGACACUCCAGAUCUUUUGGGAGCAUCACUGGAGAGCAACAUGAGAGCCAGGGAAGCUCUGAGGAGUCUUCAACUCACUGGUCCUGGACCGCAUGCCUUCUUGUUGGUGAUCCGGGCUCCAGGCUCCGGCAAGGUGCCUGACCAGGAUGCCAACCAGGCAAUCCAAGCCGUCCAGGAACUGUUUGGAGAGGAAGUCAUGGGGCACGUCAUCCCAGUGCUCACUCAUGCAGACCAUCUGAGCCGAAAGAACACAGUAGAUCACCUGCUGAAAGUGGAUACAGGGACUCUGAGAAGGGCUGUGUCUUUGUGCGGCCAGAAGCCAGCGCUAGUGGACAACAGGCCCAACCUCCCUUCAGAGGCUCAGAGUGUGUUGCAGAGGAAUCUGGUGGAGCGCGUGAUGGAGGUGAAGGAGCUGAGGGGGCAUUUUAUCCACGAACUGCAGAGGAGGGAGGACCGCAUCAGGGAGGAGCUGCUGGCUGUCAUGGCCUCGGCACUGGCUACAAAACUGGGACACUUGUGAAGAACUGUGUGCAUGUGUGUGUAUAUGUGUGUGUGCGUGCGUGUGCGUGUGCGUGUGUGUGUGCGCGUGUGUGUGUGUGUGUGUGUGUGUGAGAGAGAGAGAGAGAGAGAGAGAGAGAGAAAGUGCUGCAGAAGUGAAAAAUAAGGUGGCAGAAUUCAUUCAUGUGUUAAACAUGCAAUUUUGACUUUAAGUGCAAGGGUAAUUCUUUGCCUGAGGUAUUUUUGUCACUCUACUGGUUUACCACUGUCCAAAUGAAUUUACUACCGCCGGUUGCAUUUUGGUUCUCAACAUGCUGCAGAUGCUUUUGGUUAGAUAUCAUGACCGCACACACGUAAUUUUCCUAUUUUGAUGUGUUGUAAUUCUUUAUUGUGUGUAUAUUCUUUUGUGUGUCCGUGGUUCAUGUUUUCAUACUCUGCUCCAGUCCACUGCCCUCCCACGUCUUUCAUAAUUUAUACGAGAUAUCAAACUUUAAAGACGAUCAGGGAAAAUAAACUCAAGUCAUACUGGGGCUAGAGUUCAGCAGUGCUGCUCUGUGUUUUCUGUGUGUCAAACAGGUUUAAAUGGUUAAACGAUUGCUUCUGCAAGCUUAGAGUUAAUUGCAGGUUUUACACUCUGUAUUUAUGUUGCUGUGGUGAACAGAUAUUUGUAACAGGUUGAUGAAUGCUUUUGCAGUAAGUAAAUAGGGCUAUGUUUAACUGUGAUUUAUUAGGAAUCUAUAAAAAUAUUUUGCAUUUACAGAGCUGUUGAUAAAAUGCAGUGUAAACCAAUUUGACCUCCUAAUUUUAUAGAUAGAUUAAUCCUUUUGACCAGAAAUAAAUAGGGUAAAUACAACCUAAAGAACCCCUUCAGUGAAAAUCACAUUUUUCACCUUGUUAACAUGUUGAUUUGGUGUUUUUGAUAUGCUAGAAGACAUAAUUAGCAAAUAAACCGGUCAGCACCAUUCCUGAGUAUUUCCUCCUUGAAACUGAAGUUUACAGAUGGUCUCAAAAACACCAAAGAGUUUUAGUACAAGACAUCCAGACCGCUCUUUUUGGUAUAGCUAGUUAUAGUACUGGAGAAAUUCAGCCAUAUUUUUGAACAGGAAGCUGGUUCUUAAAAAGAACAAUGACGGAGAAUGCGCCAUUCUGCAAGUUGACUUGAUUGGUUCAUUAGGUUUGUUAUAUUUGAAAUCCCAGAAGUCUCAAUCUGUGUUUUUGAAACAUGUCUGUGUAGAUUCUCAGUCAUCCAGGUCAUGGUAAUCCUAAGAGCUUCAUUGGAAGGUGUCAGAGCUGUUCUUUUAGUUCUUAAGUAUGUUUCGCUUGCAUUCAAGAGGCUUCCUAAGUUCUGACUGACUGAUGGGGAGUUCCAGAUAUUUAUUCUCACCCCUAAAUCGCAUGACUCACGGUCCAUUCAUAAAACUACUAUGUGAGGACGUAUUCAGCAUAUUAAUGAAACUGUUUGACAAGUGAUCUCAAGACUGCAUUAUCUAAAAGGUGGUGCCAUAGAUCUCCAUCUUUUAUUAGAAAUGGCUGUUGCAGUUUAACAUAUAGGACUUCUUUAACUCCUCCUUUCUCAAACUAUCCAUCUUCU
Molecule: messenger RNA, 3184 nt
Organism: Acanthochromis polyacanthus (spiny chromis)
Lineage: Eukaryota; Metazoa; Chordata; Actinopteri; Pomacentridae
Product: GTPase IMAP family member 1-like
Exons: 7
Coding region: 575-1615 (346 amino acids)
Molecular function (GO): GTP binding
Source: RefSeq, a predicted model, not a curated record